UGUUCCCGUGCAGACAUUAGCACAAACCUUCAAAAACGCCUGGAGGACAUACCAGCAGUACAUAUCAGUAACCCAAAGACCCUCGAUUUUCAGGUAGUACGAACAACCCUCCUGCCUGGUCUACUCAAUACUUUGGCCAAUAAUAAAAGUCUUCCACUUCCUCUGAAGUUGUUCGAAGUGCAGGAUGUUGUGCUCAAGGACCCCAGCAAAGACGUUGGAUGUCGGAAUAGGCGUCGCGUGUGCGCCGUCUACUGUAACAAAACCUCCGGAUUCGAAAUUGUCCAUGGGCUGCUGGACAGGCUUAUGCUAGUGCUGGAGGCCAAGUACACGGACUCUUCCAAGCCCGUUAACUCCGAGAAGCUUAGCUAUCACCUGGAGGAAGUUGACGAGCAUUUUUGUCUUUUUCUUUUAGACAAAACCUAUUUCCCCGGCCGCUGUGCGGACAUCAUUCUAACACCGCCAGGCACUUCUAUUGGACGACUGGGUAUUGUCCAUCCCCAGGUCUUGCAGAAUUUCGGCUCGGCUCUCUCCGUAUCAAGCUUCGAGAUAGAUCUGGAACCAUUCCUGUAA
This is a messenger RNA of Dibothriocephalus latus, 570 nucleotides long. Lineage: Eukaryota; Metazoa; Platyhelminthes; Cestoda; Diphyllobothriidea; Diphyllobothriidae. The record is from the annotation of a GenBank genome assembly.